UCUCUGUAGCCCUUUUUCAAACGCGGAAUUGAGGUUUGGACAUACAUAUCUAAAUAGAUCCUUAAAACAGAAGUCCUUAAGGGAAACGGGUUUAGAUAAAAUGAUUUACUUGUUAACAUUGUUAGCAUUAAUCUUAUUUUGUUGUUUUAUUCUAUUGUAGUUCAUUAUUUAAUUUUAUUUUUUUAUCGUCUUUAUCCACAUUCCUUACCGGUAGAUGGCGGUAACGCACACUAAAAGUUGCUUGUUAAACGCCAGUAAAAACCAGGAAGAAGAAGAACAAGCCCUUAUUGGCUAAUUUUACGGAAACACCGGUUUUCAAUUUGUCUAAUCGCGGUAGUUUUGUGGGUAAACAGAGCGUUCGGAUAACGAGGAGGCAUAUACAAGAUUAUAUACAGCACUUAACUUCAAAGGUUCAAACCCCUUUGCGAUAAAUGGUCCGCCAAGAUGACACUUAAUGGCGGGGUUAAGGCUCUUCUCAGAUGGGUCAGGACUAUACACUCUUGCCACCGAGAUGUUAAUAUUGAAGCGUUACAAGAUGGGGAGUUGUUGCUUCAUGUUGUUUUCAAGCUGAAAAAGGAGCCAAACCCGCCUUCAUUUACCACAAUUGAAGAGCGCUUUAAAGUCAUUGCAGAAUUUGUUGAACAGCAUUGCAGAUUUAGUCCAAGCAAAGGCACAUCAUUGUCCUGGGACAACAUAAGAAACGUCUCUAACCUCAGUGUAGAAACUGCAAAGAAAAAGUUGAAGGCCAGCUGCUUCCCUCGUCCCCUCACUUCCAAAAACAAGAACAUCAACAGUGGACCCUCCAGCGCUCAACUUCACCCUGCCCUCAGUCCAGCUGACCGGAGACAAUCCAUGAUGUUCACAAUCGACAACACCCCAAAGAAAAACAACAGCUAUCUGAAAAAAGGCCUCAGUAAGCUACGGAGCUCCACCCGCAAAUCGCCAGGCAAAACCUCAAAGAGGCCUCCCGCUGAUGUGCUGGCCAAAGAAAACAUGCCGGCUGCAGUGGGACGAGGGGGCAGGUGUGGCAGCUUCAAGUCACCCCAAGUGCACUCUCAGGAGACCAGGAACUCCCCACAAACCGUCAGAAGGUCUGCAAAGUCUCCACGGCUCCACGAUGAUGUGACGGGGGAAAAAUGGCCUUCGUACUUCACCCAAGCAAACGCUCACUUUUAAUGCACCUUUAUGGUUCUUACAGUUUUGUCUUCAACAAUAAAAUGUCUGAAAACGACUAGUGAUUAUUCUGCAUGUUUUCCUCAGGUAUACAGUAGUCCAGUCUAAAUUGACUACUUUAAAAUACAUCUGAUAUC
Doryrhamphus excisus (bluestripe pipefish) is the source of this 1310-nucleotide messenger RNA. NCBI's taxonomy places the organism in Eukaryota, Metazoa, Chordata, Actinopteri, Syngnathiformes, Syngnathidae. The record is from RefSeq and is a predicted model, not a curated record.